UAGUCGGUAGGCAAUCUUCAUUACAUGUGUUCAAUUAUCCACUGAUAUAAGGAAACUAAAUGUUUUAGAUACUCUUGAUGCUAUUCUUAAUCAUAUCCAUUCUUUUUUCGGUGAACAAUAAGAUAAUAUGUAGUAUUACAUUAUGGACAGUACAAACUCCGUUUCACUAUAAACAGAUUAGAAGAAGAAUGACGUAGCGUAUUUGUCAAAAGUCACUAUAACUGUCAUUUUCAUUUGAAUUUAAAAAUUGAAAGCUCGUUAUUUGUUUAUGUACAAAAUCUUCUAUUUAUUUUUGUUCACUUAAAUGCUCUUAAACAUUCAAUAGUUUAAAUACUACUGUUUAAGAUGGUGAGAUUUGCAAAUCUCAAAGGUUUUUAUGAAAUUGAGAAAACAAUAGGAUGUGGAGGUUUUGCUAAAGUCAAAUUAGCUACUCAUUUAGCUACUGGAGAAAAAGUUGCAAUUAAAAUAAUGGAUAAAGCCUUACUAGGAGUGGAUUUAGCACGAGUGAAGAUGGAAAUAUCCGCUUUAAAGUCAGUUUCCCAUGAAAAUAUUUGUAAACUGUUUCAAGUUAUUGAAACAGAUACACAUAUGUUCCUUGUUAUGGAGUACUGUUCAGGUGGAGAAUUAUUUGACCAUAUUGUUGAAAAAAAUCGUCUAACAGAAACAGAAAGCAGAGUUUUUUUUAGACAAAUUGUUUCAGCUGUUGCAUAUUUACAUAGUUUGGGAUAUGCUCAUAGGGAUCUUAAACCAGAAAAUAUUCUUCUAGAUAGUCAACAGAAGCUAAAGUUAAUAGAUUUUGGUCUCUGUGCAAAACCCGAAGGCGGUAUGGAAAAUCCUCUAUUUACGUCUUGUGGUUCACCUACAUAUGCAGCUCCAGAACUUGUACAAGGAAAACAGUAUUUGGGUACAGAAGUAGAUGUGUGGGCCAUGGGUGUACUGUUAUACACUUUAUUGGUAGGAGCUCUUCCUUUUGAUGAUUUGAAUAUAGAUAGCUUGUAUAGAAAGAUAUUGACUGGUAAAUAUGAAGAACCAACAUUCCUGUCAUCAGCUAGCCUUCGGUUAAUAAAAUCUAUGCUCCAAGUUGAUCCUAAAAAGAGAAUUACCAUUAAAUCAUUAAUUUCGCAUCCAUGGCUUACACUCGGGAUACUAAAAUCCAUAGAAGUGACAAGUCAGAAUUCUAGGGGAUAUCAACGUGAUUGCGUCGAACUCAUGGCUAGACAUUACCACGUGGAAAAUAAAACGAUGUGGCAGCAUCUAAAAAAAUGGAAAUAUGACUAUCAUACUGCUACUUAUUUAUUAUUGUUAUAUAAAAAGAAGAAAGGAUCCAGUCUUAAAUUGAAUGAUGCAGCAAAGAAAGCUUCUGUAGAUAUUGAUAAGGAAAGUACCUUCAAGAAGAGGCCAGUUCUUCGAAGUAUAAAUUCACCAUCUGCAGUAGAAACUCCAUAUAAAACUACUGAUUCACAGAAUAUCAAUGAGACCAACAUUUUUUCUACAAGGUCGCAAAGAGAAGCCGGAGAUGCUUGCAAUAACAGUACACCAAAUCACACUCCAAAGAACACAAUUAAUAAUUUCGUAGAACCUUCGAAACCAUCUAUUAUAAGGAAACCUUAUAAAAGAUUAAGAAGUCCUGGUCCUGAUGACAUGUCACCAGUUCCCUCUAAAAGAAUAUCUACGGAGCCUGCCACACCAGUGCACACGCCUGAUAGGAAAAUACCUUCGGUAAAUUCUGACACUCCAAGAUCAGCUAAACGUGUUUUAGGAAGCAUUGAAAGGUCGUUUCAAAGAGUCGUGAAUGUACUUACGCCCAGAAAAAUAGAAGAAUCUUAUAAUAAUCGCCCGCAUGUACUUACGUGUAAAGAACUCUUCAACGUUUCAACUACUCAAUGUAGGGAUCCUGAAUUUGUUAUGGCUGAACUGACCAAGGCUUUGGAAAAGAAAGGUGUUACUUGUAAGAGAAAAGGGUUCACUUUAAGAGGAAAACUGGAACCUGCCCCUAAUCAGAAUUUCGGAGUGUGUUCUUUCGAAUUGGAGAUAUGUUUUUUGCCAGAUCUAAGUCAGAAUUUACCCCAAUCAGAACUAAGUACGCCGACGAAACCUUUAUCGAAGAAAAAUAUUAACAAUACACCUAUGCAAAAUCAAUCUAAUGGUUUUGUUGGUAUAAGAAGAAAACGACUAAGAGGAGAUGCUUGGUGUUAUAAGAAAGUAUGUGAAGAAAUUUUGGCUUUAACAUCGAAGGAUUUUGUUGGAUACUCUGAAUCAUCUGUGUAAAUUAACCAUAGUUUAUAUUGUUAGGAGAAAACAAUGUAUUUAUUCUUAUUAUUAAUUGAAAAUAGUACUGUAGUACAUUUUUUAUUAGAAAAUUUCUUUAUGGAGUAAGUUGAAAUUAAUUAUUUAUAAUGCAUUUCGAUGAACAAGAUGCUUAAGGCUCUCAACAUAUUUAUAACAAAGACAUUAUUAAACUGCAGUGUUAUUAUUUUGGAAUUCGGAAAAAGUUAAAAUAUGAUCAUUUUGUAACUGGUCUCUGGUAGUUCCAUGUAUAGAGAUCUAGUAAUAGAAAUGUUGAGACCUAUUACCUUCAUGUGAGAUUUACAGUAUCUUAAUUUAUAUAUGGUAAGCGUAGUUUAUAUUAUGUGUUAACUAUCUUUAGCACAAUGUCUUAUAUGUGUGUUAAUCAGUCGAACUAAUAACUUUUCGUUUGAUUAUUUUUUUUUCUGUUAUACAAGGUAUCUCUAGAAACUCCCCAGAAAAACGUUAACAACAGAUAGUAGUUCUGAUUUUAUCUGAAAGUUUCUCCAAAGUCGAUCAAGUAUUACGUAACGCACUUUUAGAAGAUUUUUGCAUCACUUGCAUCAUCUUCGUCUUCAUCUAACCAAUCUGCAUUUUUAGAUGAUGUUUCACGCACAUUGCAGAGAAGCUUAUUUGCCCUUUUGGUAAGAAGUCGUUGUGGCCGUACUAUUUCACGAUGAUCUUGAACAGUCUUGCUUUGCACGAAAUGACUGUGGAACCAAGUAAUGAUCGAUGUGAGAAGAAACGUUAAUUUUGCAUUAUAUUGACACAUUUUUAAAUAUUGAUUUUUUGCAAAAAACUGUAGAGACCUUUUUCGAAGUUCUUUUUAAAACAAAUCUUUAUUAUUCGAAACUUUUUUUAAAAUCUCUCUUUGUUUAAGAGGUAUAGUUAUAACCAAUUAAAUUGUUUAUAACAAAUUACACGACCGGAUUUGAGCUUGACACCCUCGAAAAAUCGAUUCUACGCAUCAAAAAACAUCUAAAACUGAAGGGAGUAUGAAACGGCUAUGGCUCAGCCCCGUAGCUGUGGAACUAUUCGUUUUCCGUUGUUGGCACAGAGGGUCAAAUAUUAGGUAUAUAUAUAUAUAUAUAUAUAUAUACCCAUAUACUUUUCUCAAAAUCUGUAAGAGUUAUCAAAAAACUUUAAUCACAAAAGUUCUUUGUAUUUAAAGGAAUUUUCGGAUUAUUGACUUUUGGAUUAUACAAGAGGCAAUUGCCCUAUAUUUUAUUGCGUUUUUUGAUUUAGUGGUAAAAACAAAGGUAACUUUCAUGAGAUCGACCUAUUUUAUUUAAACACACAUUUCCACACCAUAAAGAAAAAAAGGUUUAUUAGCUUGCUGUGACAGAUAUGUCGUCACACUUCUAUCGUGCUGUAAUUGAUUGAAUGAAUACAUUGAUUUUCCAAAAAAUACGUGUUUUAUAAUAUAUAAAAAUAAUUCACAAAAUAUUGUCUAUUUUAAAAUGUGUGGUGUGGGUUACAAAGGGUCAAAAAAAGAUUGAAGACAAAAAUAUAAGUGGUGUGUUAAUUUUGACCAAGUUUAUAUGGAAAUAAAGUGAUGAUGAAGACAUUUAAAAGGCAUUCUAUUUUAUAAUUUGAAUUAAUAAUUGCUUCUCUGUCAUUUCGAAAUUGGACAUUUGAGGAUUGAAAAUAUCUGAACGGUCAAAAUAUAUUUUCUUUCCAUAGUUGUGGUGAUCAGUUUAUACUUUACUUGGAACAGAAAUUAGAUCAAAAUGUCAAUAUUGCUUCUUACAAACAAAUUUAUUAAUUUAGACAUAAAGUCGAUAUAAGUUAUUUAAAAAAAUAAAUGCUGAAUUGAUAUUAGAUUCCGUUGACUCGAAGUAAAUUGAAUUGUUUCUUAUUACGGACUAGAUAUUUUGGAUAUAAGCGAAAUUUUCAGCACGGAUGGUUUGCUUGGACUGUUGAAACAUUUUAAUCUCCGAUUGGUAGAAACAUAUCUUCGAAGAAUGUGUAUACAAGAUUAUGUAUUCGGAAUUUUCUUAGAAAACCAUUUGAUAUAAUAAGAAAAUAAAAUGAAUAACAAUUUGAUGUUGCUACUAUUUUUCGUGUGGUGGACAGGUUUUACUAAUGGAAUCAUUCGACGGAGUCAUAGAAAAGACCUACAGGAGGUUCUAUUAAUCGUAUAUCUGCCGCAAAAUGAAAAUAUUGUAAUGUCCUAUUUAGUUAUUUAAACAAACAAAUUUAAUACGCUAACUGUUUACUAACACUUAAAAUGUAAUUUAUUUGAUUCACCUUUAUAUUCAUUUGACAUUCAUUUAUAUUCGAGAUGUAUUCGGGCUGCCAUCAAAUUGUUCACUAAGUCUUAUAGCUACUAAAGCAUCGUUAAAGGAGAAGGUUCCCCUUUUAUUUAUUUGAUUAUAAGUCAAAAAAAUGUACUCCUAUAAAUAUCAAAUUCAGCACACAUAUAUCUCUAAAAAUUGUUGUUACUUCCUAAUGUAUUUCAUACAAUAUAGAAGCUCAUAAAAAAUACAUAACUCAAAAGUGGAAAUUUCUCAUUCUGGAUUAAGGUGAGGGGAACAUGGCCAGGGACCAUAAUAUUUUGUGACAGUAGUCAAAUGCCAAUUACACCUUUAUUUUUGAAAUAAGAUAUAUUUUGGAAUAAAGUUGUACUUAAAGCAAAAAUUAGCGACAAAAAUCGCAGACAUACGAGUUUUUUCAGCUCCAUCACACUACUCAUGUGCCCAACUAUUACACAUUAAACACUGUACCGAUUGUGUCGUCAUUGAAAUGGCCAUCGCAAAACAUGCAUAGCGCAUCUUCCCCGUCUGGAAUGUAAUUUUUUCCAUGUCGUUAUCCUCAUCAGCUGGAGAGAAAUCAUCGGAAUCUUCCUCAUCCUCCCCUGCUUCCGACCGAGCAGUUUUUCCUUUUUUAGGGGCUGGCAGCUUUUGGAUUUUCUUUUCCUUUGAAGUUGUUAUUUUUAGUUUGCGCUUUCUCUUGUUACUUAUAUUUGGUAUUGAUAUUUCUAAUUCCAUUUUAUAAGGAGAGGAGGUGAUAAUUUGAGAUUUUGAAGAUUUUCUUCCUCGAUCUGAUGGUAUUGGCGAUACUUCGAAAGGAGAUACGAAAUUUUUCAAGUGCCUAGCUUUAUUCAUUGGAAUACAUUUUGCUGCACCAGUUUCCUUUGACCUGUCAUAUUUGCUGCAAAUCGAGGUCCAGUGUUGUCUUCUGGUCGACGCCUUAUGUCCUUCGAGCAGUCUGGUUAAUGCUCUUUGUCAAUCGAGGAGCUUGGCUGAAGCUCGAUGUCCUUAGAGCGGCCUGAUUGAGGCUCUUUGUCCAGGUCUUCUUUCAGUGAUUCAUUUUAAAUUAACAGAGACUGCAGGUGUUGAGUUGCAUGAAGUAUUGCCGAAUUUUUCUGCUUCUGAUACUAUUUCGGCAGUUUGAGAUUUUAAAAAUGCUUUUCCCAACAGUUCUUCUAGAUCAAAUUGAGAAAUAACCCUUUAAUUUUCACGUAUUUAGCACCUGAUCUCUUCGUUAUGAUUAACCUUGCAGCUACCCAUAAAUGUUUUGUAUAAAGGCUGUAAUUUGCGGGUAGCUUGUGAUGGGAGAGAAAAGAUUUAGGUGUGAUAGCUGGCUAGUUUUAUCACAUCUAUAUUCCGAGUGUGGCUGUAGUGUCCUUCUAGUACCAACAAUACCAGAGAACCAGCGGUUGGUUUUACGAAGUCUACAAAGUGCCUCAUCCAUUCGGUAAAUAGGUUUUGUUGCAUCCAUCCACUUGGGUGAACUGCAUAUACGGAACCAGGUGGCGCACUCAUGAGUCACUUCAAUUUUUUCUUCGAAAAAUUAUCAUCGGUGGGACUUAUUGUCUUCCUGCGCUCAUGGCUACAAUAAAUGUUAUUAUAAACGUUAUAAAACUCUCUGCCAAUAACUUCCACAACUUUGCUUCGAACAAUAGAAAGACCUGUUUCGUCGACAUCAAAGAUUCGAUGAUGGAAACUUAUUUUUAUGGUUUUCAGCUUCCAAAAGGUUGAAGAACUCUUGUACGUUGAUUUUAUUGAAUCCUAGCGCACUAGCAAAAGACGAGACGGUUAGUCUUCGCAUUUCUGUGACGAUGUAUCUGUCCAGCCAAGAGCGUCUGGCAACAUAAUUUUUGAAAGCAUGCUUAGAACCGUUUCCUAGAGCUAAAUUGUAAGCCAUUCUUUGAACAACUUUUCUUGUAAGUCCGUAAUACUUUGCUUUCAUGAUUAAGAUAUAUUGGAUUAAUUCCAGUUCUAUUUUAAAUCCUAAAACAGUUUUCCUCCCAAGUUACUAGUUGUUCAGGCUCUAAAUUUUCAUUUCGUAAAAAUCUUUGUAAUAUCGAUCUGGGAACUCGAUAAUCUCUAGCAGCGACUCUAAUACCAACUUCUUGGUUUCUGACUGCUUCUAUUGCAUUCAUCAUUGCCUUCGAAGCCCAAGCCUUUCUCACAUUAUCACACUUAUAUUUUUUCUGUCUUCUAGGCAUCUCAACUGAAAAGAAAAACAAUUGUAAACAACUUGGUUUGAAAUAUGGGCUAGGUUCAUAAUAGGAUCAACAACUGUCCUAUAUUAGAAGCAAUUGAGAUCUAUGGAAAUUUGGAGAUUUAUUUUAUUUCUGGUUAGGUGUAGACAUUUUUAUAAUUUGUAUCAUAAUUUUUACAAUAACAAGCAAGCUAAAUCUGAAUUUAAAGACAAAUGUCAAUCAAAACAAGUGAUCUCUACUUAACUAACAAUUAUUUCCAAUAUUACCAAAAAUGAAAUUUUGCCAGUGGUUCGAUUGUUUUUGCAUAGAAGUUCAGCACGGGUCUAUAAAUCGAACUAGACACAGUUAGAGUAAUUUGAGAUAUAUUCGGAAGAUGGGGCUUUCUGUCUUCCAGGGUGUCCCAUAUUAGUAGCAGGGCCCAUAUUCGGAGUUUCUCCUCUACAUAUACUAUCAUUGUAAAAAUUUCGAUUCCUGGAAAUCUCCAGGUAAAUCACAAAAUCAAUGUAAAUAUGUCACAAAAAAAAUCAUAAUGUAACACAUCACUCAAUAAGUCGAGUGACCAACUAAGAAAAAAGUAUUGCUUUUCUGCCAAAAAUCGAUUUAAUUCAUAAAUGUAAUCUCCUUCAAGGGCAAUGCAAUCAUUCCAACGCUUCCGUAACUUCUCGAUGUCGUACAUGUAGGGAUUUGUCCUUUGCCUGAAAAUAGGCUUCAGUUUCAGCAAUUGCUUCUUCAUUUGAGCUUACCAGCGAGCAAUUUUUCGAGAUCAGCGAAUAGCCAAUAGUCACAGUUGUAUGAGAAAGCAAUUCAAAGUUUAUGGUCCGUGAAUAAUCCCGUCUCAUCACCAGUCCAUAUGUUAGCAGCUGGUAAUAGAGGACAUUUUUCGAGAUCUGCUCUGAAACUCAUGAAGGUAAGAGCAACGUUGGUUCGAUUAAAUGCAAUAUAUCUCUCUAAGCAGGUUGCUUCUUGUAGGCAUAAAUCAUUUUUAUACGUCUUUCUAAAAAGACGCAUCCAUAUUAUUUGGAGCAGCAAAUUGAUAUGCUAACUCUCGAACGUUUCGUAGCGUCAAACCGGAUUGGAAAGUUGCCGCCUCUUGUAUAUAAUACACAAGCACAUUUCUUCUUCCCGACUGAAAAUUUCGUUUUUUUGCAGUUGCCAUGUACACGGUUGUAGUUUUCUUUACCUUCAUGGUCAAAGGACUGCAUGUAUUUCCGAAUCAUGCUUCUUGCUAAACUAGUAUGUUUUGCAGCACUGUAUAAUGAAAAUCUUCUUUCUUUUAUAAAUUUUAUCGCUCAUUUCAAUUUUUCCGGGUCAGAUCGAUCCGUUUUUUUCCUGUUGUGCUUCGGGGCAUAUUUUAUUGUGAAAGCAUCGCUCAAAGCAAUAACUGUGGUACAUUUUAUGAAUAAAAGGACGCAAGAUUAUAUUUUAUAAAAUAUGAUGACUCUCGAACCUGUCUCACGUACAUCAUGUUGUACGUUGGACAUGUUCAAGGUACAUCGGGUUUAUUGUGCUCUAGGUACAAUACCACAUCAAAGAGUUAAACAAAUAAUCAUAGGAAGUUUGACGUUAUGAGUAUAUACGUUAAAAAUUCACGAAAUAAAGGCCAAGUAACUGGAAAAAUACUUGAGUAAGAUCCCUAUCAAUUAAAUAUAAAAUGCAGACAAAAACUAAAGAAGAAAAAUUUUAUAUUUUACACAUAAAAAUUGUAAACCACUUUUGUCAACAGAUGAUCAGAAUCGUGUUCAUAUUCUCAGUUGUUUAUCGACGCAUGAUAUUCAAUUACACAGUUGAGUUAAAAGUACCUAAUUUUAAAAGUAUGUUCAAGAUACAACGAUUUUUGAGGUAUAAGAGGCUCCCCUAUAAAUACUUUUCGUGAAUUCAAGAUUGCAAAACGCCAAAAUUCCUUUUAGGUACUAUUAUUUAGUGUAUGAUAGACUAGACUAAAAACUCCAACUUCUGAUUGUUUACUGAAUGAAUGAAAUCACAUUUAUAGCGAUUUUAGCAAUUUUAGAAAAUCCGACAACGUUCAUUUUUAAUGUCUAUACAUUGACUUUAUUAUACCAUGCAUUACUAUAACUGUACUUUAAGCAUAUAUAAAAUUAUUUUUCACACCUGUAGUAAAGUAUAAAGAUUGUUAUUAUAUUAGACAAGUAUCAAGAAACAUAUAUGUAUAACCUGUAUAAAAAGCACUGUAUGGAAAGGUUAACCGAGUGAAAGAAAUAUCUAAAAAAUAAAAUUGGUGAAUAGGUUUUUUAAAUUCGAUAUUAAUAUUAAUAUAUAAAUAAUAAAUUAAUUACUAAAUUAUAUUUUGAUCCAAGAUUCAAUUGUAAUCUAAAACUAAUAUAAAUUUGUUAAUAGUAUGGUGAUGUGU
Molecule: messenger RNA, 9104 nt
Organism: Diorhabda sublineata
Lineage: Eukaryota; Metazoa; Arthropoda; Insecta; Coleoptera; Chrysomelidae
Product: maternal embryonic leucine zipper kinase-like
Exons: 9
Coding region: 346-2268 (640 amino acids)
Biological process (GO): protein phosphorylation; intracellular signal transduction; microtubule cytoskeleton organization
Cellular component (GO): cytoplasm
Molecular function (GO): ATP binding; tau-protein kinase activity; protein serine/threonine kinase activity
Source: RefSeq, a predicted model, not a curated record